AUGGCGAAGGAAGAAGCGCAGGCGAGCGGACUCCCGGCCAUGGUCCUCUCCCUUCCUCCAAUUCCCCCAGAGCUCAAGUCCAUCGCUCCCUACCUCCAGCGUGCCGACGAAACUGCAAGCGCAGACCCCGUCAUUUCCUACUGGUGUGCCUACUAUGCUGCCCAGCAGGGUAUCGCGCUCAAGAUCAAGGACUCGGCCGCGCGUCACUUUCUCUUUGACCUUCUUGGUCUCCUAGAGGAAAUCAAGAGCGACAUAGGCCCCAAUGAUGCCGUGCACGACGAGCCUGCCAGUGCUGCCUAUGUCGAGAACUUCGCCCUUCGUGUAUUCGCCGGUGCAGAUAAUGAGGACAGGAACGGAAACACUACAAAGAACACCGCGCGCAAGUUCCUCGCCGCAGCUAAUUUCCUCGAGAUCCUUCGUACCUUCGACGCCGAGAAGACCACGAUCGACCUUCCCGACAUCGAAGCGAAGAUAAAAUACGCAAAAUGGAAAGCAGCAGACAUUGCUAAAGCCUUCCGUGAGGGCCGCAAGCCCACUCCGGGACCUGCAGCCUCAGCAGCAGGAUCUCAAGACGAGCUCCUUGCUCCGUUACCAGACGUCCCGGUCCCGGACCUCAAUGUCGUACCGCCCACAACACCACCGGCUGCCAACACCCCCCUCUCCUCGCAUUCAUCGCCACCGUCCAUUACCCGUUCGCAUCCACCACCGCCAAAUCUCAACGACGUUCCCCCUACCGACCACCUCGGGCCGCACCUUCCAGACGGCCUGACCCCAUCACAACCUCUCCAGAGCCCAGGAAGCUGGAGCACGGCAGCUACCCCAGGCACGCCUGGCUUCCAGCGGGACGAUGUCACGUCCCCUUCAGUCGCAUCAAGCCACAGUCCUCCAGUGAGCGCCGGCGUGGCUCGCACUGCAUUCGUGAGCAGUGAGCUCGAAGGCAAGACCGAGGACGAGAUUGAUGCAGAGGCGCCUUCUCCCACGUCUGCAGCCAAGUCCGUUCACUUCUCCCCGUCGACAGUGGGCGGCUUCGGCGCGCCCGCCGAUUCAUUCGCAAAUCCACCACUGUACCCCGCGCCCAGCGCGCCGCCGUUUAGUCCUCCGCCACCACCGGCAUCUGGUGGUUACCCUUCUCCCAGCAACCGGGCGACACGCCUCCCUGUACCACCUGCCGCGCCGCCGCCCGUUCCAUCUUCCUCAUGUCCGCAUGCGCACAGCGUCCCGCUCGCUACGAGUCCAGUCCCCGACACGACAGUCACGACCUUGCCGGUGGAGCUCUCGCCGCAGGUCAUCGCACGUGCACAGAAGCACUGCAAAUUCGCCAUAUCUGCCCUAGACUAUGAGGACAGAGAGCAAGCUGUGAAGGAGCUGCGGGCGGCACUGAAGAUGCUCGGGGGUUAG
Dichomitus squalens LYAD-421 SS1 is the source of this 1398-nucleotide messenger RNA. RefSeq lists its product as uncharacterized. The transcript has 4 exons. Bases 1 to 1398 code for a protein of 465 amino acids. The record is from RefSeq and is a predicted model, not a curated record. NCBI's taxonomy places the organism in Eukaryota, Fungi, Basidiomycota, Agaricomycetes, Polyporales, Polyporaceae. Gene Ontology annotation, cellular component: multivesicular body. Gene Ontology annotation, biological process: late endosome to vacuole transport via multivesicular body sorting pathway.